GGCUCCUAUCAGCGUGUUUUUCUUGUGAUAGUUCUAUACCCAUGAAUUUACUGCCUACCUGAGCGCCUGUUAACUCUACCACCAUGGUUAUCGAUCUUACGCUUGACUCGGACUCUGAAGAGAGGAAUGAGAAUCAUGUGCCAUCGUCAGCACCACAUGUUCAGAACAACAUCCCCAAGUCCCCUUCUACUCUCACCCACCGCCCUGCAUCCUCAGUUCCCUCGAAACGAAAAUCUGAAGAUGUGGAUGAACUACUGGCAUCCUUCCUGCCCCGCCGGCCGCAGUCACAGCCACGGCUUUUUUCCCAACCACAACCGACUAACCGGGCCAAUCAGCACGCCAUCUCUAUCGAAAUAGAUGAUGACGAUGAAGAUGAGGACGUCAAGCCUAUCCAAAGUCACCGCAGAGUCACAGCUGCUCGAUCCUCUUCCUUUAACCCUAACACCGUUUCCUCUGCUGGAAAGGAAAACGGACCUCUGCAGAUCAAGUCUAAUGCAACAUCUACUCGUUCAUCUUCACCCUUCACCCUCGCAGCCACCAAGCACGAACCUCACCACAGCCAAGACGGGGAUGAAGACAGAAAGCAGAGUUCCCUCUUAAGCACCCGCCGGUCCCUCUCCUUCCAAACCCCUAGUCCAGGCCCUAUCUCUCUCAGCGUAGUAAUCCCCUCGCCUUCUCGGCGCCAGCAACAGGAAAUCGAUUCAGCCGACGUGAUCUCGGUCCCAUCUCCAAUCGGCCUCUCCGAGGACUUUUACCCAACCGACGCGUAUGAAAAACGUGCCUUGAAGGGUGCAUACCCCGUGGCCCGGAAAGUGGAUCGAGCAACCAUUCCAUUCACGAUCGGCGCCCCUGGCCCACUACUCACAUCUAAACCGGAUAUCAACGCCCAGCUGCACCAGACCCUGCAGCAGAAGCUCGCAAAGAUCCGAGGCCCUCAAGUAACCUUUGCAUCGGGGGACCAGCACCAGCUAGCGCAGUUCGCAGCCAACUUUGAGUUUGUGAAUGCGUAUAAGCUACGACAAGGGGUCACGCCUGUCCCAGAGGAGUUCCUUGCGGGAUGUAGCUGUGACGGAUUCUGCGAUCCAGCGAGAUGUCUCUGUCUCAGCAAGGAAGAGGAGACGAAUGACCCAAUGGUGCCGUACAGGCGGGCCGACGAUGAUGGGCGAUUGCUGGUUCUUACGCCGGAGUUCCUGAAACGAAAGGUCAUGAUCUACGAAUGUAGUUCGAGAUGUGGAUGUGAUGAACGCUGCUGGAAUCGAGUAGUGCAGAAUGGCCGGACAGUCCGACUAGAGAUUUUCUGGACUGGCAACCGAGGGUUCGGCCUCCGCUCCCCCGACCCGAUCCGCGCAGGCCAAUUUAUCGACUGCUACUUAGGGGAGGUAAUCACCAAAGAAGUUGCCGACAUCCGCGAAGACGCGACAUCUCAGAAAGGCCCCUCCUAUCUAUUCAGUCUCGACUUCCUCGCCACCGGCGAAGACAGCAAAUACGUGAUCGACGGACACCGAUUCGGAAAUCCAACUCGUUUCAUAAACCACUCGUGCAACCCGAAUUGUCGUCUGAUUCCCGUGACCCGCAACCACGCCGACGAUUACCUGUACGACUUAGCUUUCUUUGCGCUGAGAGAUGUACCACCCAUGACGGAGCUGACCUUUGACUAUAAUCCCGGCUGGGAGAAGGUUAGGAAGGUUGAUCCGAAUGCUGUGCCUUGUCUUUGUGGGGAGAGUAAUUGUCGUGGUCAGCUUUGGCCGAAUCAGAGGAAGGCGAAGAGGGGGUGAUGGAUUCCUUCUCCUUCUCCUUCUUUCUUUUUUCUUCCAUUCACUCACUCUGCAACCUUUCAGCCCUCUUGUCGAUAUCGUCAUAUGACAUGACAUGGAGUGCGCGUUGAGUCGACGAUCAGCCGUAUUGAUUGAUUGCAUUAUGCCUGCUUCUACUGUUGAGAUCAGGUAAAAACAUGCCAUUAUCCCUUUCUUCUUUUUUGACCCCAUGGUGUUGUUAGGCAUCUUCCUGCGUUCUUGCCUCGCAUUGCAUAUUAUUCUCUGGGGAAGGUGUUCAACAUACUCCAUUGCUUUGUUUAAACUUUUGCAUGGUGAAAUUUCUUCGUCUUGAUAUCAGAUACCCCGAUGGUCUCAAUUACAUCUUCUUUCCUUUCCCCUUUUACUUUCUUCCUAUUUGAGAAUUACGGAGUUAUGUGUGUGUGUGUGUAUACUGGUGGCAUUCAGAGAAGUAACAAACAAGUGGAUACUGGAUAAGUGUAUUU
Aspergillus piperis CBS 112811 is the source of this 2257-nucleotide messenger RNA. RefSeq names its product histone-lysine N-methyltransferase Clr4 (gene clrD). Gene Ontology annotation, cellular component: nucleus. Bases 84 to 1775 code for a protein of 563 amino acids. The record is from RefSeq and is a predicted model, not a curated record. Gene Ontology annotation, molecular function: zinc ion binding; protein binding; histone methyltransferase activity. The transcript has 3 exons. Lineage: Eukaryota; Fungi; Ascomycota; Eurotiomycetes; Eurotiales; Aspergillaceae.